Venturia canescens is the source of this 1987-nucleotide messenger RNA. RefSeq lists its product as uncharacterized. Bases 177 to 1418 code for a protein of 413 amino acids. The record is from RefSeq and is a predicted model, not a curated record. The transcript is spliced from 6 exons. NCBI's taxonomy places the organism in Eukaryota, Metazoa, Arthropoda, Insecta, Hymenoptera, Ichneumonidae.
GACUCGUGAUAAAAUUUGUCUCCCUGUCCGAGUCCCGUAUGCGGUUUGUCAACUAUUCAAAUAGUUCUAUCUUAGGCUAUUUGGAGAGGCAGCGAUUACAAGAGCAGGCAAAAAUGCGAGCUUUCAGUGUUCAACGAUCAGUCGUACAGAGUUAAUUCGUUAUUGCACAUUCAAUCAUGACUUCGAAGGAAUCUGUGAACGCUGCGCCUUGGCUGAUUCCUGGCUUGGUUCAAAAUAUUUUGAGGAAAUCAGAAAACGACGGGAGCAUUACGGUCCAUAAUAUUACUUCAAAACGCGCGACAGCCGACGGAGAUAAUUAUCUGAGUGAUAUUUCACGUGUUCACGUCGAGUUUCAACGAGGUCAACCGGAUCAUGAAAUAAAGGAGAAAAAAACUUUGAUUUUUAAAGUUUCUCUUAACAAGGACACUCCUGCCUGUGAUGUGGGUGACGCAUACCAAGUUUUUGAAACGGAAAGUGAAAUGAUGGAAAAUACUCUCGUUAGGAUGAACGAAAUUUUGAACGAAAACAAUUAUCGCUUGAGCGCUCGAGCAUUUCACACCCAAAUUGGAGAUCCUUCUUUCUUGGUGCUUCAAGACUUGGUAGCCGAAGGCUUCCGAAUGGGCGAUAGAAAAGUUGGCCUCGAUCUCGAUCAUGCCUUAAUUGUCGUCAGGGGUUUGGCUAAAUUUCAUGCUAGCUCGAUAGCAUUACACGAAAAGAAUUCAAAGAGCACGCAACGUUAUAAGAGAGGAAUCUAUAACAAUGAAAGCCCCGAACAAGUGAGGUUUUUUAUCGCAGAGGCUUUCAGAGGAUUGAGCGCUGAAGCGAAAAACUGGCCAGAACUCGAUCCAAGUUAUUCGGAAAAGUUGUUGAAAUUAUCAGAAGUUUGUUUCGAAAAAGGCAUAAAAUGCUCUGAGUACAGAGAAAAUGAUUUCAAUGUUUUGAAUCAUGGCGAUGCCUGGAUGAACAACUUGAUGUUUAAAUACGACAGCGAGGGAAAAGUUGUUAAUCAAAUUUUCCUCGAUUUCCAGUUGUGCAUGUGGACAUCACCGGCCUACGAUUUGUAUUACAGUUUGUGUUCCCAUUCGAAUGACGAAACUUACAUUAAUCAUUUCGACACGCUGGUCGCUGAGUAUUCAAAGAUGCUGACCAGUACAAUGUUGAAAAUAAAAUGCAAGCGAAAACCACCGAGCUUGGAUUCUAUUCGACAAUGUAUGAAAGAACGAGAAUUUCUCGCAGUGCUGGAUUCAAUAGUGUGCAUACCUUUCACUCUCGUUGACGAAUCCGAAGUCGUGAGUUUGUCGGAUCUCGUGAAAACUGAUAGGAAAUUAUCGUCCCCUGGGAUAAAGGACAAACGAUUUCGGCGGCUAAUAACAAAGCGACUGAAGGAUUGGAACGCUCGAGGAUUACUCGAUGUUUGAAAAAAACGUUCGGAUUCGUAGAUUCGUAGAAAUUCGUGGUAAUAAUUUUAUUGACUUCCCGAUAAUCUUCCUUAGAAUCCGAUGAGCUUUUGCAAAUUACUCGUCGGAUCUUUUUUGAAGGAGUGAUAAGUUCGCUUCAAAAGACAAAUUCGUGUGUCGAAACUUCAUCGCAAAGUAAAAUGUUUACAAGUGCCGAUAAAAGAAUUUGACUUUGCAUCCCAAUUAUUAUAUCUAUUCCUGUAACUAAUCAACGUCGUGCUCAAAAAUCACAGCACAAUUUUUCUAUGAAUUAUUCAAUAAUGAAGUUGUUGAUGAAUCGAGCCAAAGCCUCGAAAAUGAGGUUUUUCUGGAGUUUUUAUCAACCGUCAAUUUGGAAAUGCCAUCGUUUUUUCUCUCAUUAUAAAGAUCAAAAAUUCCCAUUGGAUACUCGACUAUGAGAAUGAACAUAAAAAACAAAAGUCCAGCGACGAUUUAUCUUCGAAUAGAAGUUUUAGUUUUCAGCGACUACUCUUAAGGAUUGAUUACACUGCUGGAUCGAUUUGUAUGAAAAUAAAAUGAUAUCAGACCGA